This is a messenger RNA of Frieseomelitta varia, 6008 nucleotides long. It is a transcript of the gene unc79, whose product is annotated as protein unc-79 homolog. NCBI's taxonomy places the organism in Eukaryota, Metazoa, Arthropoda, Insecta, Hymenoptera, Apidae. The coding region runs from base 38 to 5830 and encodes 1930 amino acids. The record is from RefSeq and is a predicted model, not a curated record. The transcript has 33 exons. Gene Ontology annotation, molecular function: protein binding.
UGCGCGCCUAUCUCUGUCUCUCUUCUUCCACUGCGAAAUGGCGUUGUGUGAACCAUUGAAACACGGUAGGCUAAUCUAUGUGGCCGGAGGUAGCUAUUUUGAUCGUUUAUAUCAGUUCUUCGAACAGAUCAUGACAGCCACAGUAGAGACAGUUUCGGAGCAGCUGGAUCUCGCGGCUAUCAUGCCAACGGAAAAGGUCAUGGCUGUUGCUCGGGCCGUUACCCUCUCUGAGACUGACGUAGCCACGGCAACUGUGAGCGUGGCUAAACCACGUCUGAUAGGAGAGAACGAUCAGCCGUUGAACUUGAGUCCAGAAAAUGAGACGGACGACUUCUGGCACACCUCUGUUGGAAAGUUUCGAUUUAACAUCGAGGAUCUUCCCGAACAACUUCAGUACAUACACAAACUGUUGAAGGAGAUAAUGACGAUCGACAAGCCUGAUAUACUCUACUACAUGCUUCAAUGUCUAAACGUGAUGUGUCUUUACGGAGAUGCCUUCAACAUGGCAGUGAAGGACCAUCAAGGAUUCUUCAUAUGGUGUCAAGAAAAUUUACUAAUAAAAAACCUGUGGGAGCUCCUAAACGCUGAACACUCUCAUAUAGCCCAAGUCACCGUGCCACUGUUGCUCCACUGUGUCACGCUGUCCUGUGGGAUAGAUACAUUUUGGCGUUUGGUUCAGGAAGAGUUUCACAAUUCCGAUUGGCGCGUCCGAUUUGUGGCAGUCGAAAGAGUUACGCUGAUAGCUAGAUUCAUGGACUCCACUCCCCUGAGAAAUGUCGCGAAUCUCCAAGCUGCUCUAGCGAACGCGUUCUGUUAUUUGAUCGCGAGCAUGGACGACAGCAACGUGUACGUUGCUCAGAGGUCUACUCUGUACCUUGGCACCAUCCAUGAUACGGCCAUGAGGUCUUUGAUCCUCUGCUUGGAAACUCAGUUCGAUACAGUGAUAGUCGACCGUCCGAUGGUGCUCCAAUCACUGUAUCAAUUGCACAACAGCCUCAGCGACAGGCAUAUUUUAACCUGGGAGUUCUUCCUGAAUCGUUUCGACACUCUGUUCUUGGAAGCUCAAAUUUAUUUGGAAAGAUCCGGGGAUAUACCUUAUCUACGAGAUUUGAGAAACACGGACCUGAACAGCGAGACGUUCAUGAAGAAGCUGCACAGGGCGCAGGAAGCCCUGUCCCAGUCGGACGGAAGCGGAACCAACUCCAUAAAAACGUUGAGCGCGAGUUUCGGUACCAAGUGGCCAUACAAGCGCACCAUGUCCGCGCCAGCGUCGAUGAUCCCUCGCCAGGACACGAAACAAGAAAAGGAGAAGGUGUACAGCCGGCAAUACUCGGCGCCUAUCCUGAAGCGCAAGAGCUCCAGAUUCGGACUGGGUCAGUUGCUGGGGUCCACCCCACCUAAUAACAGUAUACCAGACGGUCACAUUCAUUCGUUAAACAUGGUGGACGAGACCAGCGCGUUACCGGGUUACACGCACAAAAUCGUGGACUUGGAAGAAGCUGACAAAGAGACCAUGCACCUGCUGGUCUUUCUACUGAUGCAGUUUCUUUCUAGACCGGACCAGGCCUAUCCAACGGACGAGAAACCUCUGUCAAAAACACAAGGAAUCGUGCUACGUCACUUGUACCUUCUACUAGGCUACAAUCAAACUGAACGCACCUUCCAUACUUCUCCCCAGCGACUAAGAGUUUCACCUGUGUUCAACGUCUUCAUCGCGAAUCUGCCUCAGCUGCUAGACCAGAAUCACGUGAUGGGAUGGGUGAUGACACCUCCAGUUCUGGCUAUACUCCAACAUUGUCCCUGCCCUCCGCAAGGUGUGCCCCCGUCUGAUCAUCAAACACCCACUUACAGUCUCUGGUACCUCGAACCCCAAAACAGACGCUCUUGGUUAAUGGCUCUUCUCGUCAUACUGUACAAGUGCCAGUACGGUCAGCAGCCAUGGUGCAACCAGCUGCAAGUAUUGAUCAAGAUCGUGUUGAACACUCUGGACACGCAGCACCAUCAGUGCAAGAGAAUUCCAGCUACCGUGGUGAUGGGUGGUCCGCCAUCCAGAUCACGUGACGUGUCACAACCGUCUCUAGGCGUGGACCACGAGAUGGCUAGCAUUAUGGGCGAUAUGAACGCCGAGAGCCCUCCGAUGAGAACUCCUAUGGUGUCUGUGCAUCAACGAAGUCCCGGGCCGACUCACGGCCAAAUGGAGACUCACUGGGAGGAAAGCACGCCGAGCUGUCGCUACACGAACAAGCACUCCAGCUACUCGAUCAAUGCGGAUGAUACGGAGUCCGAGCUGGCCGCAAUACCCGAGAGCCCAAAAUCUGACAGCACCUUGCAUGGCAGUAGCGGUGGAUCGCUCGGCGAACUGGAGGAAACACCGACCGCUGUCACCAGAAGCGUUUCGCUCCACGGAUCUAGAGCAACCACCGACAUCCUGACAAGAAUGGAUUGGAACAAUCAGAACGCGAUGAGGAAAUCCGAAGGGAUCAGCAAACCUACUUGGUUCCUCGGAAGCGAGGAGGAUUCUCAUCAGGGAUCUUACUUCAAACUGAAGGACAGCGCAAAGGCUGGAUCCCAGAAGAAGUGGAGCGUACACGAGGGAGUGAAGAUGAUGGUGACGAGUACAUUGCUAAGUGGCCAGGCGGAUCUACAGAGGUACACGCCCGUGUCGAGGAUGGAGAAGAUGCUGGAAAAGGCGGAGAAAGGGAUUCUAGAGAAGGCGAUUCCAGAGAAGCCAGCACCGGAGAAAGCUGCCCAAGAGAGGAACGUCACUGUGCAAAUAGCUCUCAACGGGGACAGUGCCUCCUCGAAGCCUUUCGGGCUGUCCAGCGCUCUGGCGACUACUUUGCCAGCACAAGUUCAAAGACAAAUGCGAUACAGAUACGAGUUGCCAAAGGAGAAGGCAGCGCCGGCGGGCUCCAGUAAUUCAGAUUCGCCGAAUUCCAAGCAACUGGGUCGUCAGAAGCGCAUAGAGCAGAGCGUGACCAUGGCCUCGCCCGUGUCUCCGGGUCAAGUGGUUACAGUGACGAGCAGCGACCAGUCCAGCUCUCCGGCGGUUAGCUCGAUAUCAUCUCAGGUCACGAGCACCGACAACGGCCAGCAUCCGAGCUGGAACGAGCCUCCUCAUCCUCUAACCGCGCCAACGGUCGAGAGACUUUUACCAAUUGGAACCGCUGUUCGUUCAGUCGUUCCACGGCCCACUGUGGGCCAGCGGAUUCUACGCUGCGAGGACACUUAUGGCUCGCCUGAAUCGCCUUUGUCCAAGAUGGACGUCUUAACAGUCAGCUCCUCGUUCGAUCAAGACAGCGAGACGUGCAUGUCUAGCGACAUAACCAGUCCUAGAAGCAUAUCGCAGCUGGAAUAUCCCAUGCCUGAACGACUGCUACCUGUCGGACCUCACAGAGAUUUCACUGGCUUGGUCGAACACGUUCGUCAAGCUCUAGGUGUCCAAGAAAUCGAAGAUUCCAAUAAAUUUAGCAAUGGCAAUGGCAAUGGAAAAGGCGAUGGACAGACACCGGUGAUGAAGCAGGAUAGCACAACGUCCGAGAAUAUGUCAGCAUCGCUGGUCCCAACAUCAAACGAGAUACACUCGAGUAGAUCAACAAGUCCGAGAAGGCUGACCAAGCAAGUAGCUCUGGAAUCGCCACCUCCAGCGAUCGAAUUUUCAGACUAUCCCUCUCGAAUGUUCGACCUUGAUCGAAGAGGCAGAACAAAGGAUCACGUUCGCAUUCAACGUGACAGGCCUCGAAAAGACAGUGUCACUGGACACGAUGGUCCGUUGACCAGGCGUACAGAAUCCUGGUCUGGCCCUCAACUACAACCUAAUUUCGACGUCGCCUCGCAACAAGCCUACCACGCCGAUUUCAGCUUGAAGCAAAGUUUAUUCCGCAUCGGGGACGACUGCAUUUACGAGAGGUGUUCGGAAUGUGGGACGAUAAAAGAGGAAUACUCCGACGAGGAACUCGGUUUAUGCAUCAUCAACUUAGGCACGUUCAUCCAUCGUGAACCAUCCUUGGCAGCACCGAUCUUGCCAGAAAUUCUACGUGUCGUGACAAAGGUGGCUCUCAAUGCCAUGUACCCGUGGCAAAGCGAGACUAACAUGCAUCUACCUGGUGGCGCAAUCAGUGUGGCGCAUCAGUUCCUUCGUUGCGUUCUUCACCAAUUGGCCCCUAAUGGCGUCUUCUUGCAAAUGUUCCAAACGCAUCUGAAUGAAUCCACGAGGAUGCAAUUCUUCAAGAGUGUCACUCAAGCUUUGGUCGACUUCAACGAACUAAAUCCAAUUGCGCCUCUACAAUUACUGCUCGAGGCCUUAAACGCCAAGAAAUCUCUACCAGUGGAACGCCUUUCGACAAUACUGUUCAACAUAGCAUGCUACUUGGACUGUCUACCGCUGGAAGCAGGUCUGGGUCCAGGUGCAACAACCUGGAUCGGUCUUCUAGCGCAAUUCGAUACCCUGUUCCGUAGGCUGGUGCUGAUGCUCUCAUCUAUCGAAGACGCCACCUCGUUAUUAAGGAUUAUGAUUUCAUUAUUGAAGGUUCCCGGUAUUCAACAAUCAAAGGGUAUGUUGGAUCCCUUUAGCAAAGUGUUGAGCUACGCCAUUCAGAAUUCUAAUAUAAAGUACAGUUACCUGACGGAUCUCUGUUACCUCUGUCACAGAGGUUUUUUAAGAGACAGAGACAAACACUUGUUUGGACGAACCAUCGUGUUCGAGCUGAUUCAAGCUAUCAAAUUCAAGACCACAAUACCAGAUUCGAAUUUUCUGUUGCUUCUGCAUUUCGUACUACAGGACAUUGGAGGCUCGUUACCUAACACCGUCGCCUUGGAGAACGUCCAAACGGACGUAUCGUCAAUUUACAAUACUAACGCCUCCGAGUCUCUGAAGAAUCAACUGUCGGACGUGCUCGACUUCUUGGCAGAUUUUCACACUUUGAGCAAAGUGAAGAGCUACAGCAAGGGAAUGCAAGCUGGACUGAACGAGGACACAUUGGGUGGUAUACUGAAGUGUGGUCUCGCGCAGUACGUCGCGCUAGAAAUUACUAGAGGCAAUAACAGGGAGAACAGAGCUGUAGCUCGAUACCUUCCUUGGCUCUAUAGCGCACCUUCAAUGAUACAACAAGGGCCUCGAGAGUAUGUGGACUGCAUAGGACACAUUAGAUUAUUAUCCUGGCUCUUAUUAGGUUCUCUCACGCAUACCGCAAUGUACUCUGGCAACAAUAACACGCACACCCACGGGCCACCGAGCCCAUCCGCGCAGCCGAUACCGCAGGAAGUCUCUUGCUAUGUUGCAGAUCACGUGCAAGUCAUAUUCUCCGGGUUCCCGGAACAGUCCAAAGCAUCGGUCUUGCACAUGUCUUCGUUGUUUCAUGCAUUCAUAUUGUGUCAAUUGUGGACCAUGUAUCUGGAAGAGUUGUCGAAGAACAAUCCAUCAAAUAGUGAGAGUCACAAUACCACGAUGAACAUUUUGUUGGAGUUCUGGGGCAAGAUAACGCCUUGCAUACUGCAGUUGGUUGGAUACUCGAAAGUUUUGGCUGAGAUGGUGAAUUUGCAUUUCCUGAGCCUACUCGAAACUCUCCUCGAGUGUAGGUCCAUCCUAUUGAGUAAAUUGUUACCUCUUUGGAGUCCCAUACUGUAUUCGCAUCACGUUCAGCUACCAGGACAUUUGCAAGUGCGUUUGCAAAAUUGCCGGGACUUUCCACCCAACAAAAUGUCCGAGCAGUUUGCCUCGUCUCGUCGAGAAUCAAAUGCCACGCUCUUACGAUGGCUUCAUCGAUUGCAGUUCAAGAUGGGGCAAAUAGAAAUGCAAUCUUCUACGGCCACGCAAUUUUACUCAAUUUAAACAGGAGAAAUUGAAGAAAAUUAAAAAAAAAAAAAAAACUGUCUAGUCGAUCGGAAAGUGAUUUGUAAAAUACGAGCUCGAUGCUAUGAAUCUUAUUUUAGACGAAAUGUUGCAUUCCGUACUGUAAUAGUCAUUUGUUAAUUGUUAUAUAUAAAAUAUAUUUAUUAUACUAAAAUUA